UUUUGGUGGUCAAAGUUGUUUGUCGCGUCGAUCCGCAAGCGCGGCUUCAAACAAGACAUGUGGGUUGAAAUUCGCGUCAGUUGUGGAUAUCCGGCAUCGGACUUGGCAUCUCGACGCAUGUCGUCGUUUAAAGACGCGCUUUUUUCGUGAGUGCGAGCCGCCAAUGCAUCGAAAACGCCAGUUUUGACCGCAGGUACAAGCAAAAUGAAGAGCGUACUCCGACAAUUAAAUUAAUUGUACCAGUUAGCUUCAGUUUUUUUAAUCGUCGCUCGUGGUAUAACUUAAUCGGAACGUUCUUCUAUCUUAUCGCGAUAUUUAUCUUUGUUAACAUAUGUUAUUUGGGCAUAAUCGCACAAUCAAACCCCACAGCCCCGGUAUUGAUUGUGUUUAGAUUUGUGUAUUGAAGAAACAAUUAUUUUUGUCACUUUGUUUUUUCCUGGAAGGGGUUAUUUGCUGGGUUUUAACCGGUUUGUGUGCCCAAGUAAUUGGAAAACUUUUAUACAGGGUGGAAUAAUUAAUUGCCUUAGUACAGCUUCGAUAAUAUCGUUAUACAAGUUGGAGAUGACAGAGUUAAUUUGAUAAAGUAGUGCUCAAGCAAAGAUAUGAUGUUUCUUCCAAUUAUUCUUAAUUGGACGUUUACCAACUUGUCAAUAAGUUUUAAAAAUAUUUCACCAAACUUGCUUUUUUCACACGCCAAUUGAAUUUCCUCUCCACUUGUCUUCAAAUACGACGGUGUUUCACUAAAUAUUUACUUUACUGAAUACGGAAAUUACUAAUUAUGUAGAUUAGUGGAUUAUUUCCAGCUUGUAGUUUGAUGUGCUCGUGAAACAAUAAUCCUCUUGUGAAAAAGAAAAUCCUUAUAAUUUAUGCAAACUGUAGUGCUUUUGAAGCCAGUAAUAUCAAAUUUUUCAAUUCCGCAACUAGUGCAAAUUAAAAAGACAAAUUAAUUUGUUUGUCUGACCGAUAUUGGACCCGAUCUGUGCUCAAUUGUUUGAUUGAAAACGUGUGACAAUAAUUAUGUUUCAAAUGGAUGGGAAUAGUAAUAAUGGAGUAGUUUUUCCGCGGCAAUUUGUAACGGAUUUGUUAUUUAACGGUCACUUGAUAAUAGUUUACCGUUUUGUCUCGUUUAGGUGUCGAAUUGGAGUUAAUAAUGGCUCACAUAAAUCCCGUCAUGUCGGAUCUAUUAAAAUGUUUACACCAGUCAAUUAGAGCAAAUUGAGUUUUAGCAGCCGCCGCAGUUUACAUUUCGGCGUGAACUUCUUUCCCCUGUCGUAAAACUUUGCAUUUUAUCGUGAAAAGCGCACAACUCGCUUCAUCGAUAAUAACAGAGCUCCAAUUUGGAAAUUGAGUCGUUUCUUCCCGGCGUUUAGAUAACAGAGGAUUACAGAGUGUCCGUCCCGUUUGUGAUGUGUGAAUGGAUGAUAACACAAGAGGCGUUACUUGUACUAAUUCCGACAUGCAGUCGACUUCAAACGAGGACUCAGGGCAAAGGCAGUACCGGACGAAAGCUCUCUGGAAAAAUGCCGUCCGGAGAGUGUCGAGCGAGCGGGAAAAACGCAACUUUGCGGCCAUCGUCUUUGCCAUGAUGAACCACGAAGACGCGCGCCAUGUCAUCAAACAGGAAAGUACCGACAUGGAGCCGCCCAGCGCCACAAGUACGCUCCGAAACGGCAAACUCGAGGACCAGUGCGACUUUUACAACAGUUGCACUCACCAGGAUUUCUUCGCACGGGACGAUGACUGCACGGACGCCGCGCGCGAGGACUUCGCCAGUGUUUUCAAACGAGGGUUGAUGUACAAAGGGAUUUAUUGGCCCAGUCUCACCAAUAGUUUUCAGUGCAAGCACUUGGAACUUGCCUACUUGAGGUACUCUCAUCGGCAGAGGCAGAAAGCUCUGAUCAUUGUCAAUAUCGUGGAUUUCUUGCUCAAGGCCGCUUUGACCACAGUCUGGGCUUUAACACCCAACGAAGACCCCAACCAGGAUGACUAUCCCAGCAAUAUCGUAUGGUCAGUGUGUUGCAUGUCGAUAAAUAUAGCCAUUUGCAUCCUGGGGUGGUGGCGGUGUUUUGCCAACAAUUACCUCCACUGGGCGGCUGUUUGCACGUGGUUGCUCCUCACAACGCAGAGUUUUUGCGGGAACGGUUUUGGGUUCAGUAUCAAAGAAGAUCUGGUUUGGUAUGUGCUUUUCACAGUCUUCGUCCCAUAUGCUAUGCUUCCUCUGCCACUGAGGUGGUGUAUGAUCGCUGGGUGUUUAUCAGCCGUUGGGCACAUCAUCGUGAUUUCCAUCGAACUCUAUACCCCAAAAAGUGUCUCAUAUCUACACGACGACAAUGAGUGCAAAAUUCGCCGAAUCGUCGCCAAUUUUUUACUGUACGUUGCGGUGAAUUUCGCUGGGAUGUACACGAAAUAUCUGACGGAUCGGAGUCAGAGAAAAGCGUUCCUGGAGACACACCGCUCGAUGGAGACGCGCUACCGCACCCAAAGCGAAAACGACAAGCAGGAGAAGCUGCUCCUUUCGGUGCUUCCCGACUUCGUGGCCAAAGAGAUGAUCAGAGACAUAGAGCGCGAAGAGCGCGGAGGUGUCUUCCAGCCGCACCAGUUCCACAAAAUUUACAUUCACCGCUACGAGAACGUCAGUAUUCUGUUUGCAGACAUCAAGGGUUUUACCGCCUUGGCUAGUCAGUGCAGCGCCCAAGAACUGGUCAGGAUCCUGAACGAGCUUUUCGCCCGUUUUGAUAAACUGGCAGCCGAGAAUCAUUGUUUGAGGAUCAAGCUGCUGGGGGACUGUUAUUAUUGCGUGUCGGGUCUGCCAACGCCAAGAUCGGAUCAUGCACACUGUAGUGUGGAAAUGGGGCUGCAUAUGAUCAAAGCGAUCCGGGACACCAGGACUAAAACCCAAGUUGACUUAAAUAUGAGGAUAGGAAUUCACUCCGGAUCGGUCCUUUGUGGGGUCCUUGGACUGCGCAAAUGGCAGUUUGACAUAUUUUCAUACGAUGUCCGAUUGGCCAACCACAUGGAAUCCGGCGGGAUUCCGGGCCGUGUCCACAUAUCCGAAGCGACUUAUCAAUGCCUGAACGGGGCUUACGAAGUGGAGCCUGGGAACGGCCAAGAGCGCGACUGUUACCUCCGCGAACACGACGUCACAACCUAUUUAAUAAAACAAGUAGAGCCGAUGAAACCUCGCCGGAGACUUGCUUCCCGCCCUAGCAUUUUCUCUAACAAAUUGUGGCCCGACGACGAAAACGGCGGGAGUGCAAUGAGCUCUCCGAAGACGCCGUCCACUCCAGCAUCGCCCCCGCCCCAAACUUCCAUCGAGCGGAGCGACUCCGGGAUCCAGCAAAGCACAGUGGAGGAGGAGAACACGACGGACUGGACCCCGGAAAUCCCAUUUGAAAAUUUGCAUCAUGCCCUUUCCGGCGACUUGGACGAGGAUAUCGACUCGAUUAAUUAUCCUUACAAUAAGCAAAAGUACGAUUUGGCGGAGUCCAGGCGCAAAACCGGCACUUUCCGCUCGACUAUCGAGCAAGUGGACGAUAUCAUCGACCACAGCAUCGAGAUCGAGAGCAACAAACGCAUGCGAAGCGCGAAUGUGAACGCCUGGACUCUCAGGUUCAUCGACAAGGACAUGGAGUACCAAUUCAGCCAACUCCGGGAGGACAUGUUCAAGUCAAACAUGCUGUGUUGUUUCAUAAUUUGGCUGUUUAUCGUUGUGUGCCAAGUCGUUGCUUUCAAGCAUUUGGACGAUGUUGUUAUCGGUUUGUUAACCGUCAUCACUGUUAUUUUAACAUCGACGAGUGUGCUAGUGAUGGCAGAGGAGUUCGAGCAACUGCCUGAGUACCUCCAGAAAAUCUCGUACACUUUGGUGCACAACAGACGCAGCAGAACGGCGUUCAUCUGCGGUGUUAUAAUUAUAAUGGCAAUGACGAGCUCGGCGAGUUUGAUUUUAAGAGAGCAAGACAACGAUAACUGCCAUCCACCUUCAACCUCUUCCCUAAAUAGUUUAUCCACCCCAAACCCACCAAUGGCAAACACGUCGGAUAAAACCGUCGAACUGCUUUUGAAUUUGUUAACCAGUGGACGAAAUGUAACCAUCAUGACUUUAGAUUCGCCGAGACAAAACUGUUCCGAUAACAAUUGUUUGAGAAAUUUACUCAAAUCGAUCGAAAUCGACGAACUGGUCAAAGAAGCCGAAAAUAUCUCACUUCUCAACAGCGAAAUGACGGCCGUUAUCAACAGCAUCAAUCAAAAACUCAAAGUUCUGAACCAAACACUGCUAAGUAUUAAGCACGAAACGGUUCGAAAAAAACGCUCACUUGGUGAGGAUUCGAACCGAGAUUCUAAUAGUACAAAUGAUGCCGAAACGGACUCAAAACCGAGGUGUCCACACCCAGAAUACAUCGUUUUCACUUGGAUUCUGUGUCUCAUAGCGCUUGCCACAGCGCUGAAACUCUACUAUUUGAUCAAAUUAUUUCUAGCAAUAGUCAUGUUGACGGUUUACAUCGUACUCAUCCUGGAACCCUACGAAGAAGUCUUCAAAAACGCCUGCAGCGGCAACACGAUUCCGCUGCCCUUCCAAAUGACAAUCCUCCUCUGUGUUUUUUUCUUGAUGGUGGCUUACCACGCAAGAUUGGUCGAAGUGACUUCGCGUUUGGACUUCUUGUGGAAGCAGCAAGCUGAACGUGAACUGAACGAUAUGGAGGAGACGCGACACACAAACACCCAGUUACUGAAGAACAUUCUUCCUGACCACGUCGCUCAGCAUUUUUUGAGCAACGAACGCAACAGCGAAGAGUUGUAUUCGCAAUCGAGGGAGGAAGUUGGUGUCCUUUUCGCGAGCAUUCCCAACUUUACCGAGUUCUAUUCGGAGGAUAUCAACAAAGGGCUGGAGUGUAUAAGGCUGCUGAAUGAGAUUAUCGCCGAUUUUGACGAGUUGUUGGACGAGGAGCGGUUUAGUAUGAUUGAGAAAAUUAAAACAGUGAGCGCGACGGCCACUUACAUGGCCGCGUCUGGGCUCAAUCCCACCCAUAAAGAUGCCCUGAACACGGACAGUCCUGAGCAUUUAUGUGCCCUUAUCGACUUUGCCAUCGCAAUGCGUCAGAAGCUGGACGAGAUUAACAAAGAAUCGUUUAAUAAUUUUGGACUUCGGGUGGGGGUUUCAUGCGGGAGUCUUGUGUGUGGCGUCAUUGGGGCAAGAAAGCCUGUGUUUGAUAUUUGGGGUAAUACAGUCAAUGAGGCGUCUCGGAUGGACUCGACAGGGGUCAUAGGCCAAAUCCAAGUCCCCAAAUACACAGCACAGCUACUUGGGGUCCGAGGCUACGAGGUGAAAAAGCGAGGGAUAAUCGAAGUUAAGGGCAAAGGUCAGAUGGAGACCUACUUCGUGAUGGGGCGGCAACAAGGGCGCCCCCCCAGCUUCCAGCGCCAACCGAGCCAUUACAGCACCUUGGCGGCUGUGGUCUACGCCAUGGCCCAGACUCGGCGCAAACACACUGGACACACUCCCGGAAGUUCCGUGCUGGGGCGCGCCCGCACCCAGCAAAAAAUCGACGUGGGCAAGAAGAUAAUCAACUACAGUUCGAUGCGGAUACCCCAUCGGACCCCAGCGUACCCCAUCCGCCGCAACACGACGCGGGCCAACCAGAGAAACAUGCACGCGCGGUCCCAACCCAACAUGCGCCAGCUGGGCUCCGGGAGCCACCUGGAGAACAUCAAAUCGUACAAGUCGAUCGAUAAAGACAUCACCGUGAACAACAUCAGCAAAAUGAUGGUGUCCCAAUCCGCCCCCCACACCCCCGUGUCCGCCCCCAACCACACCGAAGGCCCCAUCUUCAAGUCAGUCCCCAGACUCCUGUCCGAGCCCAUGGUGGGCUACCGGUCGAAGUCGUCAUCGCCGGCGACCAAGACGAGCAAACUGGAGCGGAACUCGCCGCAGUUGGGGGACAGCUUCAAGGUGCGCUCGCUGGGCCCCCACGUGCCGGUGCACACCUCGCCGAAGCAUCUGAAGAAGGACAAGUUUUUCCUUAAAUCGCCUCUGAUUAAAAGGGACACGAAAAUUCAGCUUGAGAGAGGGGGCAGUAAGGAGAAACCUGAAAGGAUCAACUCGUUGGAUGGCACUCACGUUUAAUCGAUGUUUUUUUGGUGUCGUUUCAUUGUGAUAGGGGGGUUUGAGUAAAUCUAGUCAUUUUUUUAUUUUCGGGACCAAUUUAUCUCUGGAGGGUCUGCCGCUUUUAUGUUGUAAAUAAAUGUUGUUGGAACGUA
Messenger RNA from Tribolium castaneum (red flour beetle), 6255 nucleotides. RefSeq names its product adenylyl cyclase 78C. The transcript has 13 exons. Gene Ontology annotation, cellular component: plasma membrane. Gene Ontology annotation, molecular function: adenylate cyclase activity. Gene Ontology annotation, biological process: cAMP biosynthetic process; adenylate cyclase-activating G protein-coupled receptor signaling pathway; intracellular signal transduction. The record is from RefSeq and is a predicted model, not a curated record. NCBI's taxonomy places the organism in Eukaryota, Metazoa, Arthropoda, Insecta, Coleoptera, Tenebrionidae. Bases 1415 to 6121 code for a protein of 1568 amino acids.